Messenger RNA from Penicillium chermesinum, 2043 nucleotides. It is a transcript of the gene cprA, whose product is annotated as NADPH--hemoprotein reductase cprA. The coding region runs from base 1 to 2043 and encodes 680 amino acids. Gene Ontology annotation, cellular component: cytosol. The transcript is spliced from 3 exons. Gene Ontology annotation, molecular function: FMN binding; flavin adenine dinucleotide binding; NADPH-hemoprotein reductase activity. The record is from RefSeq and is a predicted model, not a curated record. Lineage: Eukaryota; Fungi; Ascomycota; Eurotiomycetes; Eurotiales; Aspergillaceae.
AUGGCGCAACUCGAUACUCUCGACCUGGUCGUCCUGGUGGCCCUCCUGGUGGGUAGCAUUGCCUACUUCACCAAGGGGACCUACUGGGCUGUACCUAAAGAUCCAUAUGCCUCAUCCGCCCCGCUGAACGGCGUCGCCAAGAGUGGCAAGACUCGUAACAUCCUGGAGAAGAUGGAUGAGACGGGCAAGAACUGUGUGAUCUUCUAUGGUUCGCAGACCGGUACCGCCGAGGAUUAUGCUUCACGUCUGGCAAAGGAGGGCUCUCAGCGCUUUGGUUUGAAGACCAUGGUCGCCGACAUCGAGGACUACGACUACGAUAACCUGGACCAAUUCCCUGAGGACAAGGUCGCCUUUUUCGUUUUAGCCACCUACGGCGAGGGUGAACCCACAGACAACGCCGUCGAGUUCUACCAGUUUCUCACCGGAGACGACGUUGCCUUCGAGAGCGGUGCCUCUGCCGAUGCUUCCCCUCUUUCGUCCCUGAAAUAUGUUGCAUUUGGUCUUGGUAACAACACUUACGAGCACUACAACGCUAUGGUUCGUCAGGUUGAUGCUGCUCUCACUAGGCUGGGUGCCACUCGCAUUGGCUCCGCUGGUGAGGGUGACGAUGGUGCCGGCACCAUGGAGGAGGACUUCCUGGCUUGGAAGGAGCCCAUGUGGACUGCCCUGUCGGAGUCGCUGGGUCUCCAGGAACGCGAAUCUGUCUACGAACCGGUCUUUAACAUUCUCGAGGAAGAUGACAAGUCCCCCGACGACGAGCCGUGCCAAGGGCCUUACUCUGCCCAGAACCCGUUCAUUGCCCCGAUUGUCGAAUCCAAGGAAUUAUUCACCGUCAAGGACCGAAACUGCCUGCACAUGGAGAUUAGCAUCGCUGAUAGCAACCUGAGCUACCAGACCGGUGACCACAUCGCGAUUUGGCCCACUAACGCCGGGCUUGAGGUUGAUCGAUUCCUUCAGGUUUUUGGUCUUGCGGACAAGCGUGACACUGUCAUCAGCAUCAAGGGGAUUGAUGUCACCGCCAAGGUUCCCAUCCCAACGCCGACCACCUACGAUGCCGCCGUCCGAUACUACAUGGAAGUUUGCGCUCCUGUGUCCCGUCAAUUCGUGUCUAGUCUGGCUGCAUUCGCUCCCGACGAGCAGAGCAAGGCCGAGCUUGUGCGUCUGGGCAGCGACAAGGACUAUUUCCAUGAGAAGAUCUCCGAGAAGUGUUUCAACAUUGCCCAGGCUUUGCAGAGUAUUACAUCUCAGACUUUCUCCGCCGUCCCGUUCUCGCUGCUUAUUGAGGGUCUGAACAAGCUCCAACCUCGUUACUACUCCAUCUCCUCCUCUUCUCUGGUUCAAAAGGACAAGAUCAGCAUUACCGCUGUCGUUGAGUCUGUUCGCCUGCCCGGUGCCUCGCACGUCGUCAAGGGUGUUACUACCAACUACCUCUUGGCGCUUAAGCAGAAGCAGAACGGCGAGCCCAACCCUGACCCUCACGGGUUGACUUACUCGAUUAAUGGCCCCCGCAACAAGUACGAUGGUAUUCACGUCCCGGUUCACGUCCGUCACUCGAACUUCAAGCUGCCCUCCGACCCCGCCAAGCCUAUCAUCAUGGUCGGCCCUGGUACUGGUGUUGCUCCUUUCCGUGGUUUCAUUCAGGAACGUGCUGCUCUCGCUGCCAAGGGCGAGAAGGUUGGCACCACUGUUCUAUUCUUCGGAUGCCGUAAGCAGGACGAGGAUUUCAUCUACCAGGAUGAAUUUAAGAAAUACCAAGAGCAAAUGGGUGACUCUCUUAAGAUCAUCACUGCCUUCUCCCGUGAGGGUCCUCAGAAGGUGUACGUGCAGCACCGCUUGAAGGAGAACGCUCCCUUUGUCAGCGAUUUGCUGAAGAACAAGGCCAACUUCUACGUCUGUGGUGACGCCGCAAACAUGGCUCGCGAGGUCAACGUCGUGCUUGGACACAUCAUCGCCGAACAGCGUGGCAUGCCCGCUGAGAAGGGCGAGGAGAUGGUCAAGCACAUGCGGAGCAGCGGCAGCUACCAGGAGGAUGUCUGGUCAUGA